AUGGAGCGCUUAGAAGGAGGCAGUGCUAGAGGUGAGAGGCCUGAGGGGAACAUUCUCGACACAGACAGCUCCAUUACGAUUCUUGAUAUCCCAUGCUCGAUAUCCAAUGCUGCUCGUCUAAGGACCUCCUCGGAGGAGGUGCAACAGAAUACAUUCCCAGAAAGCAUUGACCCGGCCUUUGCAGAUUACUACUUUGUCUUUCCACAAGGCCUGGAAAGCUUUGUGAGUAGAAUAAAAAACAAGAGGUUUGUCUAUAGGUUCUCCAAGGACAAAACUCUGGAAAUAGUCAGAUGCAGGGACCAUAGAUCCAUGUGCACCUUAGACGUCGUUGACUUUGAAAAGGACGAAGUUGAGAUGUGCGAAAACAGCAUUUCUCUUGUUUUGAACAGAAGUAGGUGCCGAAGCUCCUCAAAGGCUGAGGAAGACAAGGAGUAUAGAAGAGCACUAGAAGAGGGCAGGAAGUACGUUAGAAGGGAAAGCAGGUACGAAAGCAGGAUUGAGAAGAUGCAUCUUGCACAGAUCACAGGCAGUAGGAACUUCAUAUUCGUCGACGACCCCCAGAGCCUUCCUGGUGAGCUGAAAGCCGUUGUGAAGCACUUGGAUUCAAAGGGCAUUCACAUACCCAAAACAAAGACAUUCUCUCCAGAGCAGAAGACCGAGCAUCUCCAGCAUGUCCUGCAGAGCAUCACGGGAAUAGGAAAAAAUGUAGCGCGAAGCUUAUCCCUCCACUUCAGAAACAUCAGCCGACUCCAUUCAUUCCUUGAAAACGACAGCGAUGGGCUGCUGAAGGAAUUCAAGAUCUGGGACUCUGAUGGAAAGCAUUCCAGGCCAUUGGGAGAAAAGCAGAGCAACAGGAUAAAAAGCGCGUUUGGAGACGUCGGGAAGCUCUAG
Messenger RNA from Encephalitozoon cuniculi GB-M1, 891 nucleotides. RefSeq lists its product as uncharacterized. Bases 1 to 891 code for a protein of 296 amino acids. The record is from RefSeq and is marked provisional. Lineage: Eukaryota; Fungi; Microsporidia; Unikaryonidae. The transcript has a single exon.